Messenger RNA from Brassicogethes aeneus, 3528 nucleotides. Lineage: Eukaryota; Metazoa; Arthropoda; Insecta; Coleoptera; Nitidulidae. The record is from the annotation of a GenBank genome assembly.
UCAAGAAAAAUAACGACAUUAAUAAUAAAAAGCAUUUUAAUAUAGUAAUUUGAAAUGAUCAGCGGAGUGGUCGCAUUUGCGCAUAUGCAUUGAGGUAAAUCCACCAUUGCGACUAAUCUAACAUGGCCGCAUGUUAGUUAAAAAAAUUUCUUUAUUGUUUGCCAACGUAUGUUAAAGAUUUAGUAGUGGUGUUUGGUAGGGAAGUACACGAACGAAUUAAAUAAUAAAAUAAGGAAUAUUGCGAACCAGCGAAAAUUUUAAGUUGUACCGGUGCUGUACUCCCUUAAAUAGAGAAUUGUCAAAAGUCAGAAGUAAAAAGGUUGUUUAUUGAAUUGGAACAAUGCUACAAGAGCAUCAUCAUUUAAGCCAAAACGGCAUGCAAAGAAAUACACGAAUGGGGAUGCAACAAAUGGGGCCUCCUCCAAACCAAAGAACCCCCAUGUUAAUGAGUAUGCCAGCCACUGGCGUUUUGGUGUCGAUUCCGCCAGGCCAAACAUUGAUAUCGACAGCCACUAUUCCUCAACAGCAACCACAGCCAAAACCGAACGUUCAACAAGUAUAUCAUCAUUACGAAAGCACCGGCCCUACAGAAGCUGACAUGCAUCCCGAUCAGCUGCAGAAUUGUCCAAACACUAAUACUGGGUCUAUGCCCAAUUCAACUUUGGCAAACAUAAAAGAAAAAACACCAAUGUGCUUGGUUAACGAGUUAGCCAGAUACAACAAAAUUCAACAUCAAUACCGGCUAACCGGCGAGCAGGGUCCCGCACACAAGAAAAUCUUCACCGUCACUUUGAAACUGGGUAACGAGGAAUACGAAGCCGAAGGGCCGAGCAUCAAGAAAGCACAACACUUGGCCGCCGCCCAGGCGCUGGCCAAGACCGAGUUCAAGCACCCGCCGCCAAAAACCAUCCGAAACCGACCAGGUACUCGAACUGCCAACCCCGGAGUGGUCACCCCCACCGUCGAACUCAACGCUCUCGCCAUGAAAAGAGGCGAGAGAACCGUCUACAUAUUGGAAACUGCAGCUCCACCACACCACAACCAGGGUUACCUAUCUCAGCCGGGCUACUACCCGCGGCACAACAUCUACGGUGCGCAGUCGCAGCCCCGUUACGGUUUCGAUUCGCGCAGGAGCGUGCGCGGCGGCGGUCACUAUCCGUACCACGACAACCGUUUCUACGGUCAGUACAGACCGGGCGGCCCGCACACUCCCGGCGAUCCAUACACAGUGCGAUUAAGAGUGGGGGAGAGGGAGUAUCCGGGACAGGGGUACACCGUGCAGGCGGCCCGCCAUGACGCCGCCGCCAAAGCCAUCGAGCACAUCAAACAGUUGGGCGGCAUCGACGACAGCGAGCUCUCGCUGUCUCCGACCGAGAACGGCCAGAUUCAGAUUGCCGGAGAGAUUCAGCAGCAGCCUCAGCUGUGCACCGGGGGCGGCAACGGCGGCGGCAGCAUCAGCAGCGACAUCAAUUCCGAUCUCAAGUCGCCGAUAUCGCUAGUCUACGAAAUAGCUUUAAAACGUAAUCUGAACGUGACGUUCGAGGUGCUUAGCGAAAAAGGUCCGCCGCACAUGAAGGUGUUCAUCACUCAAUGCCGAGUCGGCAAUUUUGCCGCCGAAGGCGAGGGCAAUGGCAAGAAGAUUUCGAAGAAGCGCGCAGCCGAAAAGAUGCUUGAAGAGCUGUCGAAGCUGCCCGCUCUACCGAACAUGACGAAUAUCGCACAGCUGAAGAGAAAACGCGUUCCGAACAAGAAGAAGACCAGGAACUUGAUCAAGGUGAACAUGGACAAAGCCGCCGAAAUCACCGAAGAGAUCAACCCGAUAUCGCGUCUCAUUCAGAUUCAGCAAGCCAACAAAGAAAGAGAACCCACAUAUACAGUAUUAGAGGAGAGAGGCGCACCCAGACGGCGAGAAUUUGUCAUUGAAGCCUCCGUCAAUGGGCAUUCCUGCACAGGUGUUGGACCCAACAAAAAAGUGGCCAAAAGGAAUGCCGCAGAAGCUUUGCUAGCGGAUUUGGGAUACUCAAACGGAGCGUCCGCCAACGGAACUCCAAAAUCAUCCGCCAAACUCGACGAGAAAAAUGGCGACGGCAACGGCGACAAGAACAGAAAAGUCACGUUCGUCGAGGAGAAGCAGGAAAACCAACCGAAUCAGUCGGUCGGCGGAAGCGGGGGCCGCCAACUGGUGCCGGGAGUUCUCCUCGUCACCGAGCAAAACGCCGGCUUUCAAAAAUCCAAAGAGGCCGGCGGCGCGGAUAAGGCGCCCGCCGCCGCGCAGCUGAAGGCUCCCGUGCAGCCGAUCCAAGGCGUCCGCUCCAAGGACAAGCUCAUGUAUCUGGCGCAGCUGAUGAACAUCCAAGUUCAAUUCUCCGAUUUUCCCAAGGCGAACCACGAAAUGUACUUGACGUUGGUCUCCUUGAGCACCAAUCCGCCGCAGGUGUGCCACGGCGAGGGACCCACCACGGAGGCUUCGCACGAAAAGGCCGCCCUCGAGGCCCUCAAGGUUCUAUCCGAACUGGGCCUCGACAUUGUGCCCGCUCCCAGCAAGGACGGAGCUUCUUCCUCGCCUUCAGGAGAAAGUACAUCUCCAGUAACUCCGGCAAAAUCUGGAGUGAACGGUGUGAAGAAGUAAACUAUGAACUCCUCGUUGGCUGUAUCAAUGAACAAUAGAAUUUUAGACGCGUCUGGUACGUCCUUUCAUUGAUACAGAAAAAAUGUUACGAGUUCCAUGUGGCCAUGUAACAAUUGCGUAAUUAAAAAAAAACUAAAACUAAUAAAUAACUAAGAAUUAUUGUUAUCCCCUUUUUAUGUGAUUUCAUUAACAUAUAUUUGAUGUUAUAUGAAAUGAUUUCAUGUAUAUAUGUAAUUCUGGUUAUUGCUUGCACUGUAUGUAAAUCAGUGCUACCCGUUUUCGUUUUCGUGGGCAGAAAACGAAUUCGGGUUACAGUAGUUCAGAAUUGAUUUACAAAAUUUGAAUUUUAACUUAUUGUUGUUUUUCAAUAUUUUUAUGGCUAGUGUGCUGACCGUUUUCUGACAUGAAAUGCACUAUAAAAUUUCGUACUAUUGAACAAAUUUACCUAAAUGUUGACCAGGAAAAAUGACAAAACUUUUCCAGUUGUUAAUGACUGAUGUUUCAUACAAUCCGGACUUCAAAUACAAAGUAUUUUGUAAAACAAAGGCUUACAUAUUGUAUGGAUUAAUCUAGUCUUAUUUAUCAGUCUCUAGAAUUUUAAAGAUGUUUAUUGUCAGGGAAUGACCCCCAUAGUUGUCUAUCUAGAUGCGAUGCAAUUCUGACCUGCUGAUUAUUUCACCCGUUGUUUGUAGAUUGAUUUCACCAUUCUGGGGGCAUUAGAAAAAACAUAUUUUAAUUUCAUGUUACAUGCAUUUUUCUCUAAUAUAACUCUCGUUUUUCUUCUUCAUUGUAAAAGCAUUUUUUUAUUUUAAUGUAGAUAUUAUAACUUAAACAUUUUUUAUAUAUGUGUAUGUUCGCCUCGUUCGAAUUUGAAAUCAAUAAACAUUAUCACAUAAUUU